AAUCGGAAUUUGUCAGUGGUAAUUUUGUCAGCCCCGGGGAAAGGACCGUUUCUACAACCUUCAGCAACACUUCUUACCCUGGGGGUGACAAAUAGGACUAUUGAUAUUGCCCUUGUACCACUUGGGAACUGUGCAUUGACUGAUCAUCAGAUUCUCCGUAAGAUACUUAGAAGGAAGUGAGAUGUGAAAGCCAGCAACAUGCCGAAAAGAUUAAUACGAUCUCGGUAGAAUGCAGACAUUGUAAUAAAGUUGAUAUCCGCAGGAAGGGGGAAGUUUUAGACUUUGCUAAAUAGUAUAUACAUAUACUUAACAAAAUUUAACAACCUUGUUUUUAAACAUUAAAUAUUUCAUCAAAUGUGUAUGGUAUGGAAAAUGUAUGCAAACAAAUACUUAGCUGUGUUAUGAUAAUUGGAAUAUUGAAAUAUAACAAGAUAUAGCAAUGGACAACAAAACAGGAGAGCGUCAUCCUAACCAUGAGCGGACACCUUCUAAUCGAUCACGUGGUCUUAGAAAAAACCGCAUCAGAUUCACCGAGGUCGUCACGAUGCUGAGGGACAAACAGAAGCUGCAGGAGCAGGCACCGACUGUGUGGGAUCGAUCCCUGUUCAUAUUCAAGAGGAAGAACUGGAUUCGAAGAGUGGCCACCUACAUUACAGAUAGUAAAUUUUUUGAAAUUUUCAUGAUCCUCACCAUAAUAGCGAAUUGUAUUGUGCUUGCACUGGAAGAACAUUUGCCGAACAACGACGAAAAUGCAAUGACACAAAAACUGAUGAAAUCAGAAAUCUUCUUUUUGGCAAUAUACUUUACUGAAGCUGUCCUGAAAAUCACAUCCAAGGGAUUUUUCUUCGGAAAAGGCGCAUAUUUAAAAGACAACUGGAACAAACUGGACUUGUUUGUCGUUGUAGCGGGGUUCGUUGAGUAUUUCAUGAGUAAUCUCAUCAAUAAUGUCGACCUCACACUUCUAAGAAUGGCAAGAGUGUUCCGGGCGCUCAAGCUGAUAUCUGGAAUCCCACACAUGAAGUUGGUUGCAACGACCAUCCUGCGAUCGGUCUCUAGUCUGUUACCGGUCCUAUUUUUAGUCAACCUCUCCGUGUUGAUUUUUGCGAUUCUCGGCAUGGAUUACUACAUGGGGGCAUUCAACAGGGCUUGUUUUGAAUCUGAACAAAUGUUCUGUAAUAGAGAAAGGGCAUGCCGCUACGAGAUGGCGGACGAACGACCGUGUCAGACGGAUACAGACGGAAGUGGUUACCACUGCUCAGGAAACACCACUUGUAGACGGUACUGGAAGGGACCAAACGAUGGAAUCACCAGCUUUAACAACAUUGGUUUGGCCUUACUGACGGUGUUCCAAUGUCUAACCAUGGAAGGAUGGACAGACGUCUAUUACUUGGCUAACGACGCUAAAGGAGUUUGGUUGAACUGGCUUUACUUUGUCCCUCUUGUGAUGUUCUGUGCGUUUUUUAUGAUGAACCUCGUUCUUGGGAUUCUCAAAGGGGUUUUCACUAGAGAACGAGAAAAGAUGCAACUAGAAAAAGAGAUAGCAAUGAAUGACGGUGUUAUGAAUAAGACUGCGAUUCGAAACUACUUCCAGUGGAUUAACAAAGGAGAAAAAAGUAUCUACGAGGAAAGUCGCUCAGAAGCUGAAGAUGCAGGAAAAGAUUGUGACCCGGGAAUGAUAAGAGUUUUGUAUCUAAGAAGAGCGGUGGAAUCAAAAGCAUUCUUUUGGGGCUCAAUGGCGUGUGUGGCAGCCAACACAUUAAUUGCUGCAACUGAACAUUACAACCAACCACAAUGGCUUACUGAUACUCAGUGCAUUCUUGAAAUAUUCUUUGUGGUAUUGUUUGGCAUUGAAGUCUUGAUGAGGAUAAUUGCACAAGGAUAUCGACAAUACUUCUUUUCAAAAAUGAAUGUUUUUGAUUUAUUGGUUUUGAUGGCAAGCGUUGUUGAGCUGAUCAUACGCUCUGGGGUAGGCAAUCAUGGACUUAAGUGUAGUGUCUUCAGAGCCCUAAGAUUGCUGCGAGUGUUCGAAAAAACAAGGUACAAGCGUAAUAUAGACAUCCUAGUCCAGGUGAUGAUUGACAGUAAAUCUUCCGUACUGAGUUUGCUUUUUCUGUUGUUUCUCUUCCUCUUUUUGACCGCUGUUAUUGGGAUGCAACUCUUUGGCGGACGAUUUAACUUUAUAGAGGGCAGACCCGCAGCUCAUUUUGAUACUUUCCCUAAGGCUAUACUGACCGUGUUUCAGAUUGUGACUGGGGAAGACUGGAACUCGGUGAUGUACAACGGAAUCCAAGCUUAUGGAGGAAUUGACGGGAUCGGUGUAUCGGUCGCCCUCUUCUUCGUAGUUGUUGUUCUUUUUGGGAACUACACCCUUUUAAAUGUUUUCUUCGCUAUCGCCGUGGACAGUCUGGCUGAAGCUAAGGAUCGUGAAGAUGAAUCAAUGUCUAAACCUCAGAUAGACCGUAGGGAGCAUGGACAAAAUUCAGUUAAAAGUUGUAUUACUCUUAAAGUGGCAUGCUUGAAUCCCGACAGAUCUCUUUUCCUUUUGAACAAAACGAACAGGUUUCGAAUGCGUGUGAGCAAGGCUGUUAACCACAGACACUUCGAGACACUCGUGAUGGCUUGUAUUGUGCUGAGUAGUAUCACCCUGGCGGCAGAAGAUCCUACAACGGGACAAAACUCCUUGCGUAACCAAAUAUUAUAUUGGGUGGACCUUGUAUUUGCUGUUAUAUUCACAUUGGAAAUGGUGCUAAAAAUCAUUGAUAUGGGUCUCUUGUUGCAUAAAGGAUCUUAUUUAAGAAAUGGUUGGAACUGUAUGGAUUGUGUCAUAGUCGUUGCAUCUUUAGUGUCCUUGUCAAUCAGAAAUCCAGGUGUUAGCUCCAUAAAGAUAUUUAGAAUCCUUCGAGUGUUACGGAUUUUUAGAACAAUCAACAAAUGUCCUGGAUUGAAGUCGGCUUGUGUGAUGUUCAUAAAGUCUAUUAAGAGUGUAGGACCGUUGCUUUUCAUCUACGUUUUGAUGCAAGUGAUAUUUGCCAUCAUGGCAGUGCAGUUAUUACAGGGAAAACUUUUUUACUGCAACGAUUCUACUAAACUCACCCGAGAUCAGUGCAGAGGCCAAUAUAUUGACUAUACUAAAUAUCAAAUGGGGAAGCUAGAGGUAUUAGACCGAGAAUGGCGACGACGUGAUUUCCACUUCGACGAUGUAUUUGAAGCCAUGACAACCCUCUUUGUUAUCACGACCGGAGAAGGAUGGCCGGAUAUUUUUGACUCUGCUGUAUCAAGCGCAGGUGUUGACCAAGGACCAAGCCAGAGCGAAGACAAGCUGAUCGCUAUCUUUUUCGUUGUGUAUAUAGUGAUUGCACCUUUCUUCUUCCUUAAUGUCUUCAUUGCAAUGAUCACUGUGGCAUUUCAAUCAGAGGACGUGAAUAAAAAGAAAAGGAGUGGUUUAACACAACGCCAGGAAAAUUGCAUUCUGUACGUCAUCCGUGCGGAACCAGAUCAUUCACGAUUCAUUCCAAAGGAUGCCUCAUGGAUUCGACAGAAAUUAUGGAGGGUCGUCAUAUCCGAUCGCUUUGAAAACUUGAUUUUACUUUUGGUCGUUCUAAAUACAAUUUGUUUAGGAAUGGAGUAUGAGGACCAACCCCCCACUUACUCGACAGCUUUAUGGUAUUCCAACCUGGCAUUUGUUAUCAUAUUUUUUGUUGAGGCGGCAUUGAAAAUUUUUGUUUUGCGUAAGAAUUACAUCUCAGAUAAUUGGAACAAAAUAGACUUCGUUAUUGUGGUUGGCAGUAUCAUUGAUGUUGUCCUAGAUCUAUUAAAGAUUCAGGGCAUCAACUUUCGAGUGUUCCGGGCGGCUCGAGCAGCAAAAAUCUUAAAGAAGUUCACGUCCUUAAGGUUUCUGUUGUGGAGCUUUUAUCUAUCAAUGAAGUCUCUACCAUACGUGUUUUUUCUAAACAUUCUGUCGUUCUAUGUGUUCGCAGUUCUUGGAAUGCAGAUGUUUGGAAAUAUAAAACUGGAUGAAGAUACCGCCAUUACUCGAUACAACAACUUUGGCAACAUAUUAACGUCACUGCUGGUUUUAUUUAGGUGCGCCACGGGAGAAAACUGGCAAACGGUUAUGUUGGCUUGUUCUGGUAGCCGGCCCUGUGAGGGAGAUAACUCGGACACGUCAUGUGGCUCUGCCUUCGCGACUCUUUACUUCAUUGUGUUCAUUUGUCUGUCUGCAUUUUUGAUGAUGAAUCUAUUCGAGGCAGUCAUUGUAAACAAUUUCGAUUAUCUGCACGCUGACCCUGCUCACUUGGGACCGCAGCAUCUGCACGCUUUCACGGAUAUGUGGCAUAAGUAUGCCAAUUUUCAAGACCCAAUGACACUGGAAGUACGCCAUUUAAAAGAUUUUAUGAAGUCUAUGAAUCCUCCACUUGGUUUUGGAAAUAAAUGUCCGCGCAGACAAUUGCAUAACAAUUUCAUGAAGAUGAAUUUAACUCUAAUGAGAAAAGAAAUAAAUGGUCACGAAACCCUGUAUGUCAAUUUUGUGGAGGUACUAUUUGGCCUUGUAAGAUUGGCACUGGGUUUGAAUACAGGAGAAUGGAAGGAUAAUGCUUACCUUAGAGGAAUAAUUGAAGAACAGAUGAAAGUGGAGAAGACCAGACUUGAUCUGAUGAUUCCAGAGACAGCUGCUGGGAUUGGAUUAAGGGAAUACACAUGCAUUCAAAUAUGGCGGGAGGCUUUAUCGAAGAAGAAGCAGCAACCAGCAGACGACAAUCCAAUGCAAAAGAUCAUCGGUUUUGGAAAGAGCAUUGAAAAAAGAAUCUCAAAAGGUCUACGAGCAUCUAAAAGAAACAGAGCCGCAGCAAGUACCACCAGUAGUUCAGAUAUAGAAACUAAACUCUGAUUAUAGGCUGGUGGGAACAACAGGAAGUGUCUAUAAAAUACAGAAUGAAAAUCAAAGGAAUGAUCCGAGCGAACAAUCCAAAAGGUGCAAAGUAGAAAAUAUGAUAAUUUUUAGAGAUGGCUUUAAAAAACCCUUUGAUUGGUCAUAAACGCUCUUAUAAUUAGAAGAGGUAAGAAGGGGGAACAAUGUUGAUGAACUAUGAGAAAGAAUAUGUUUCAAUAACGUUAAACUCGGUAAUGUAUGCAUCUAUAUAUAAACCAACUAAAGAAAUUAAAGUUGGACUUUUUAUACCAAAGAAUCAUGCGAUUUGUUUAAAUUUAAAAAAAUGACAUUGAGGAACUAGAGGUUCGAUUUUAAAAGAAAUCGGGUUCAGAAUUGUUUUAUUUUUAUAUUGUUUUGUUGAUAUUUUAUUAUCUUUAUUUGUUAUUGUCAGGCUCUUUUAAUUAUAUGACAUAAUAAUGGA
Messenger RNA from Magallana angulata, 5351 nucleotides. Its product is annotated as voltage-dependent R-type calcium channel subunit alpha-1E-like. Gene Ontology annotation, biological process: calcium ion import across plasma membrane. The transcript has 38 exons. The record is from RefSeq and is a predicted model, not a curated record. Gene Ontology annotation, molecular function: high voltage-gated calcium channel activity. Bases 440 to 4888 code for a protein of 1482 amino acids. Gene Ontology annotation, cellular component: membrane; voltage-gated calcium channel complex. NCBI's taxonomy places the organism in Eukaryota, Metazoa, Mollusca, Bivalvia, Ostreida, Ostreidae.